This is a messenger RNA of Adineta steineri, 888 nucleotides long. The record is from the annotation of a GenBank genome assembly. NCBI's taxonomy places the organism in Eukaryota, Metazoa, Rotifera, Eurotatoria, Adinetida, Adinetidae.
AUGUUAUUUUUAUUUUUAGUCUUAUAUCUUAGAACGUCGUAUGCACUUCUUCUUACUACAGAUAAUCGUAUUUCUACUCGAAAUAUUACAUGUAAACAUGAUUUAGCAUCAACAACAACAAUCUAUGUACAAAAUUGUGAAGCAUGUCUUAUUACUUUACGUAAUUAUCCAAUUGAAACAACACUUUCAUUGACUGGUUCAGGAUUAGCAGGUUUUUCUUAUACUUGUUUACAAGUCAAUCAAGUUGAAAUGUAUCAUGAAAAUCUUGUUCGUGAAUGUCAUUAUUUUCCACGAAAUACACUCAGUGGUUACGAUGACUUUUGUAUUGCUUCACCAUAUACAUUUGUUCGAGGAUCAUAUCGAGCUUGUAUAUGUACAACAAAUACAUGUAAUUUUAAUUAUACGCAGUGUAUGCGAGAAACAAAUCGAUUUCCUUAUGAGAAAAAAACAUUAUUUACUAAUACAAUCAUGGAAUUAACAAAUCGACUGAAAUGUUAUCAACCUUAUGAAGAUUAUAGAGAACAAUCAUAUUCAAAUUUAAUACCAUUAUGUUCCGAUGAUGAUGAUAUAUGUAAAAAUUAUUUAUUUAAUCAAGGUGUUCUCUGUGCAAUUAGUGUAGAUCGAACCAAUAAAAUCAUUAGACAAACAUUGAUACCAUCAAUUUAUUCAGCAUAUUUAAUAAAAUAUAAAACACGAUUUUGUAAGACAUAUACAGACAAUUCAAAAUAUAUUAUAUUUUCACAAUGUGAAUUAGAAGAGACUGUAUGUAUGUGUACAUAUGAUGAAUGUAAUAAAGAUUUUGAAACAUGUCGUACAAAUGAAGGAAUACGUAAUAAUGAUUAUUUAGUUUUGCUUUUGCUUGUAUUUUUAUUGAAUAUUUGUAUUUAA